ACAGGGAGAGGAACAGGAGAUCAGGGGUGGUAGUUGGGGGGAUAACGUCGCCUGAGGUUAGUUGGCUUGCCGACUCAGGCGACGGAGAGGGAACUGAGAAGCGAAAGGUGGGGCCGCUCGCAAUUGUUGGUAGCGAAAAGCCAUAACCCACUGCGCGUCUCCAGAAGGUCGGUGGGGUCCGCAUGGCCCGGCUUGGUGGCUUUGCUUGCGCCCGUGCGGUAAAGAAACCGCCGAUUAUUCUCCUUCGGUGAAAAAAUCCCCCCGCCGGCGGAUUCCUCUCUUUGUCUCUCUUCUGAUGGCAUAUAUAAUGGGGACGCCUUCGCCUUUCCUUUUUUCUGUCUCUGUUUCUGAACUCUGAACUCGCGGACAAAAAGGCGACUUCCGCCUCUCUCUCUCUCUCUCCCGCUAAGGUCGGGUGCGCGAGGGAAGCCUGUCUGUCCGGGCGAGAUUAAGACUCGGACAGACGGGCGUGAUCUUGUUGGUAGUGCUCUUGUUCUGCCUUGUAGGGGUUGGAGGGGACGGGAAGUGAGAUGGCCAACCAGUUUGAUCGGUGGCAGAAGGACGCCUUCUUCUCUGCAGCAGAGGAGGUGCAGGAAUCGGCCGAUUCAAUGGAGUCCGCAUAUAGAAUUUGGGAACGGGAGAGGAAGGAAGGUUUCGCGGUGGAUGAUUCGGAUGAAUUGAGGAAGGAGCUUCAUACUGCCCUUGGUACAACCAAAUGGCAGUUGGAGGAGUUUGAGAGGGCUGUAAAAGGAUGCCAUCAAGGUCGUUCUGCAGAAAAUAUGAUUGCCAGGCAUAAACAGUUUGUUGCAGCGAUAGAAAGUCAGGUGUCUCGCAUCGAGAAGGCACUAAGGGAUUCUAUUGCUGAGGAAGGAAAGCAACCUUUUCGGUGGGUGCAGCUUGAUAAACAGGAAAAAGAUGAUCUAGCAGCAUUUCUUUCUGGAUCCCCUCAAAACUUGCGUGGUGUAAGACAUGAAAGUAUUGCUUCAACAAGGAGUUCAACAAAAGAAGCUUUGAAAGAAAAUCAAUACCCAAUCCUUGUUGCCAAGGAACAUACCAAGAGUAUCUUUGACGCUCAAGGAAUUCCCCUUUGCCAAAAUGGUCUUAAGGAGGGUGCAGGCACAGCCACUAGCCAGGAUGCUAAUGUUCCUAAAUUAGCGAACAAAGAAAUUUUAAGAACUGCCGAUGGGGUUCAUUCUCCUGAUGAAAAGGUGGACAAACCUCUGAAAACUUGGAAUUCAUCCGAUGUUGGCGAUUGGAAAAUUAUAAUUGCUGAUGAAGAUGCUGAGAAUAACGCAUUGGAUGCGCGGCCACAGCCACAGGGAACACUUCAGCUUUGUGGUUUACUUAGAAAUAUCGAAGCCAGAACAGGAAUACAUUUAUUCAGAAGUAGCUUCAGAAAAUGGAAGGUUGAUUGUCAACAAGACAAGAUUGGAAUAUCUAGUUACCUUGACCUGCAAGUAUCUCAGCGACUGAGGCAGGGAAUGAGCGUGCUUAAAGAGAGGAGCAGGAGCUGUCUCAAUAGAUGCAGGGAAGAUGUGAAAACUUCUAAUUCUAAGCAAUUUCUUGGGCGUGUGGAAGGAUACAGGCGGCAGUUGAAAAGUGUACAAUAUUAUGUUCAAUCCAACCCCUCUCUUAAAUUCACUUUGAUGGUUCUGCUAUCUAUUUUGUUUGUUGCCUCAAUUGUGCUUUGCGUAAGCUGAAGUGAUGCUAAUGGUGGAGCCAAACUCAGUAGCCGCUGCGCCAUUCAUUUGGUUGAAGCACAGCAUUGUCAGGGAACUUGAAUAUAGCUUCUCAAGGCGAUAAUAGAAUGGCAAUGGCUUUGGGCGCUGGCAGUCUCCAUUCCCUACAAGUACACUAGCAUAAAAGGCUAAAUUUCCUUUUGGUUAUGAUGUCGCUGUGGCUGGGUUAAGAGUUGGAACCGCUGGACUACCUAACUGCUUCUCCACUUGUCUUAAUGAAGUGCCUGCACCAUUUCAAGUAUGAGGUCCUUCGUUGCUGUUGGAAGCUUCAAUAUUAUCCGCUCAAGAAUAAAAAAAUGGGCGUCUACAGAUAUACAAGGACGUCCAUGGUUGGUCGGUUUCCUGGCCAUCCAGUCCUACUAUUGUGUGUUGGUUCUGUUGCUACUUGGCUGUGGAGUUGUUCCUGGGCAGGGCUAGGAUGCCAGCUGCACAAUUGCAGGAUGGGUUCGACUGUAACCUUGGACACUACCUUGUGAAAACCUCUCUCUCUCUCUCUCUCUCUCUCUCUCUCUCUCUCUCUUGCUUUCCUUCCCUCACUCUCGCUACCUGCAUCGCCGCAUAUGGUUGUGACAUGGGACGGUAGUUUAGUUGGCUUUGUGGAUCCUGACGGACAGGGAAGGAUACCCAAAUUGACAGUCAAGUUUAGAUUAGGAGUUAUUCAAUUUGGGGACUUUAUUGUUGGGAUGACAUAUUUGACUUAAAGCCAAUUGAUGCCUAGAAAUUGAAAAAUCAUAUUGUACAGGGAA
Messenger RNA from Nymphaea colorata (pocket water lily), 2485 nucleotides. RefSeq lists its product as uncharacterized. NCBI's taxonomy places the organism in Eukaryota, Viridiplantae, Streptophyta, Magnoliopsida, Nymphaeales, Nymphaeaceae. The record is from RefSeq and is a predicted model, not a curated record. Gene Ontology annotation, cellular component: membrane. The transcript has 5 exons. The coding region runs from base 531 to 1700 and encodes 389 amino acids. Gene Ontology annotation, biological process: Golgi vesicle transport.